CUCUAUAUUGAUUUCCUCUGUCGUAAAUGAAGAAUUGAUCACUCUAGUGUUUAACGUCGAUAGCACGUGCUGAUAGAAAAGUAAAGAAAAGUAUACAUUAGAGUACUUGGGUGAUUAGUCUAAUAAUUUAUUAAUAUUAGUUUUAUGUUAUUAUCAUCGUAUAUGUUUAUUUUAUCAUAUUAAUUUAUCCAAAUAUAUCAGAUUGAAAUUUCUAACCUAUAUAUUGGAGAAAUUUAUAAUUUCUAUUUUGUAAGAGAUCUCAGACCACAAUUAAUAUAGUGAUUAUCAGUGUAUAUAAUUUAAAAAAAUAAUUAAAUCGUGAUUUAAAAGUAUAAUAUUGUUUAUAUCAACUUUAAUAAUGACAACUACGGAAUCUAAUCCUGGCUGGGCAGAUGCUCUCCAAAAAAUUUUAAAAACAAAUAAGCCGAAAAGAAAAAGGACAAUUGUGUUGUCUAAAGCUAAAAAGUAUAACGACAUAGUGAGAAAAAAAGACAGUUCAUCUUUAGAAACUGAUGCAGUUACAAAAGAGGAAGAAAAAUUAGAAACUAUCGAAGGUAAAGAGAACCUAUCGUUGACAAAAAGAAAACAAAAACAAAAGGAUAAUUUGGGAAUAAGAGUGAAACCAUCUAUUACUGAUAGAGAACAUGAGAAACUUCUACAAAAAAUUGCAACAAAAGGUGUAGUACAAUUAUUUAAUGCAGUAAGGCAACAACAAACACAGACAAAUCAGAAAUUAUUGAAUGCUGGACCUUUAGAAAGAAAACGUGAACAGGUAUUAAAAAAUAUUGACAAACGCGCAUUUUUGGAUGUACUUAUGGGAGAAUCAAAAAGUAUUCCUGUCGACAAGAGUAUCGAGUGCCAAGAAGAAGAAAAGAGAAAUAAUGAAGAAAAUAAAGAGGACAAAGUUUGGUCUGUCUUGCGAGAUGAUUUUGUUAUGGGAGCAAAGUUAAAAGAUUGGGAUAAAAAGCAACUAAAUGAUGAAGAUUCUUCAACCCCUGAAGAUAUAGAUAGUGAUGAAUAGAAAUAUAAAAAUAAUUUUAUAAAUUAUAUAAAAAUGUCUAAAAUAUUAUAAAUUUUUAGGAGACCAAAUGAUCAUAAAAUUAUAGAUCUCUUAUUAAAUUUUUUAUUUUAUUUAAUAACGCCUGUUCAAUAAUCCUUUGUAAACUACAUGCUAACAAUGAUAAUGUGUAUAGUAUAUAAUUUCUCUGUAUAAAUUAUAAUUAUAAUACACAUUUGACUUCA
Vespa velutina is the source of this 1242-nucleotide messenger RNA. Its product is annotated as RRP15-like protein. The transcript is spliced from 3 exons. Gene Ontology annotation, biological process: maturation of 5.8S rRNA; maturation of LSU-rRNA. The coding region runs from base 359 to 1021 and encodes 220 amino acids. Gene Ontology annotation, cellular component: preribosome, large subunit precursor. The record is from RefSeq and is a predicted model, not a curated record. NCBI's taxonomy places the organism in Eukaryota, Metazoa, Arthropoda, Insecta, Hymenoptera, Vespidae.